AAAUGGAUCUGUGCACCAGAAAGAUGGAUUAAAUGAUGAUGAUAUCGAACCUUACUUGAGUCCUCAGGCUAGACCGAAUAAUGCAUACACGGCAAUGUCUGAUUCCUACCUGCCAAGUUAUUACAGUCCAUCCAUUGGAUUCUCCUACUCCUUGGGUGAAGCUGCUUGGUCAACUGGAGGUGAUCCACCCAUGCCCUACUUAACGUCUUACGGACAGCUAAGCAAUGGGGAGCCUCACUUUCUUCCAGAUGCCAUGUUUGGACAGCCAGGGGCCCUUGGCAGCACUCCGUUUCUUGGACAGCAUGGCUUUAACUUUUUUCCAAGUGGGAUUGACUUCUCAGCUUGGGGCAAUAACAGUUCUCAGGGGCAAUCCACUCAAAGCUCUGGAUAUAGUAGCAACUAUGCUUAUGCACCAAGCUCAUUGGGUGGAGCCAUGAUUGAUGGACAGUCUGCUUUUGCCAAUGAAACCCUGAAUAAGGCUCCUGGAAUGAAUAGCAUAGACCAGGGGAUGGCCGCAUUGAAGCUAGGCAGCACUGAUGUUGCGAACACUGUCCCCAAAGUUGUUGGGUCUGCUGUUGGCAGUGGCUCUAUUGCCAGUAAUAUUGUGGCUUCUAACAGUUUGCCCCCGGCGACCAUUGCUCCUCCCAAACCAGCAUCCUGGGCUGAUAUUGCCAGCAAGCCUGCUAAACAGCAGCCUAAGCUGAAGACCAAGAAUGGCAUUGCAAGUACAAGUCUUCCACCCCCCCCAAUAAAACAUAACAUGGAUAUUGGAACUUGGGAUAAUAAAGGACAAGUGGCAAAAUCUCCGUCCCAGGCCUUAGUUCAGAAUAUUGGUCAGCAGCCAUCCCAGAUAUCCCCCCAACCAAUGGGUCAGGCAAUGAGCAACAGCCCACCUGCUGUGCAGCCUUCAGCAGGACAACAGCCACAACCUCUGCCUCCUCCACCACCCCAACCAACUCAGCUGCCAGUGCAGCAACAGGCAGCUCAGCCUGCCCGUUGGGUUGCGCCUCGUAACCGUGGCAACGGGUUUGGUCAAAAUGGAGUGGAUGGUAGUGCUGUUGGACAGUCUCAGGCCACUUCUGGUGCUGCUCCUUCAGAGCCACACCCAGUCUUAGAGAAGUUGCGAUCCAUCAACAACUACAACCCGAAGGAUUUUGACUGGAACCCAAAACAUGGUAGGGUUUUCAUCAUCAAGAGUUAUUCUGAGGACGAUAUCCACCGCUCCAUUAAAUAUAACAUCUGGUGCAGCACAGAGCACGGAAAUAAAAGACUGGAUGCUGCUUACCGCUCCAUGAAUGGGAAAGGUCCUGUUUACUUACUGUUCAGUGUCAAUGGCAGUGGUCAUUUCUGUGGAGUUGCAGAAAUGAAAUCUGCCGUGGACUACAACACAUGUGCAGGUGUAUGGUCCCAGGACAAAUGGAAGGGACGUUUUGACAUCAGGUGGAUUUUUGUGAAGGACGUUCCCAACAGCCAACUGCGACACAUUCGUCUAGAGAACAAUGAGAAUAAACCAGUGACCAACUCCAGGGACACUCAGGAGGUGCCUCUGGAAAAGGCUAAGCAGGUGCUGAAAAUCAUUGCUACCUACAAGCACACCACUUCAAUUUUUGAUGACUUCUCACACUAUGAGAAACGCCAGGAGGAGGAGGAAAAUGUGAAAAAGGAACGCCAAGGCCGUGUGAAGUAGAACAACGGUCCCUUCCACAGAGACUGCAGCAGAUGUUGCAACUUGAGUAGGGAAACUACACCAAGAGAAUUAGGACUUGUUUCAUUGACUUCAAAAAGACUCUCAAAAACUUUCAGUUUAAAUAAAAAAGUAUUGGCAUUUCACAAGAUACAUAGGACUUAAAAAACAAAGAAAAAAACAACAAAAAACCCUUCUAGGUAGAGUAUAGGUGAAAACUGUCCCCUUUUUGGCUUUGAUUGUGAUUUCAGAGCAUACGCUUUGGUUUUUUUGUCUUUUUACUAUGUUAAUCGGAUUUUAAAGUCCGUAAGUGGCAUAUGCCUUUUUUUCUCUAAUUUUUAAACCUGCCGCUUCCCCCUUUUCCUUAAACCUUUUUGAACCCAUCUUCCCCUUGGUGGUUGUUUUUUUGUUUUGUUUUUGGCAUUUGCACUUGGAACACCGAGUUGUGACUUUCUUUUGGACAUCCACCAUAGGACGUGGAAUGAAUAACUUUCCCCUUCCCCCACAGACUGGAAGAAGAAUUUUACGAUGAAUUUGAGUUUUUUUCGUAUGCCUAGAAGAUUUGGAUGGAAUUUGUCGACAGGUCUGUCUCGGAGGGAAUGCUUCAUUUUCUCUGACCCUCUGUCACUCAAAAAAGUCAAAUGCAAAGUGCAAAGAAGUCCUAAGAAAUGUUCUGUUCUUGUGCAUUAUAUGGAUUACAGAUUAAGUCUGGAUUGAUUUCAUUUGAAGGCUAAAAAGAACAGUGGUAAAAAAAAACAAAAAACCUUGUUUGUUUACAGGAAAAUUAAUUUUGGAAGAAAAAUAUUGUAACUGUGUAGUGAAUGUUUCUUCAGUUUUCUUGUUAAGCCAAUGAGGAAUGGGCAUUGCCUUUCUUUCACCAUUAAUCACUUCUCAAUAAUAAACGUGAGAUCCUGUUGAGCAUCACUUUUUUGCCCCUUAGUUUUUAGUACAUAGGUUACUGCUUUGAUGCUUGUACAUAGCUUUGAGGUGGCAUCCUCUUGAGGAAAUGAAGGCUGGUGGAAUGAGCUUGUAACAAGACUUUCCAGCUGCCAUUUAAUUGGCAAAAUUAUCUGGAAUUCUGCAAGGGCCGUUGCCCUGUGCAUUGCCUUAUCAACCGAAGCAGGCCCUUGGCAGCAAGCACAGCAUGUUCAGUCGUUUUGUGUUCUCUUUAUUUAACAAGCCAAGUGUUUCUGUAAUUGCAGGCCUGCUUUCACAUCAUGGUGGUGGUCUUAUAAUAUUUGGACUACUUUUGCAGGCAUAUAGGGUAGUCCUUCACAUGUUCUUUAAUUUCCCUGGUGUCCCAAACAGGUCACAUUGUUGGGUGCUGCUGACGUUCAUUGUCAAUCCAGAACAUCUGAGGAAAGGUGGAAUGAUGCUAGGCUCUAGAAAUUUCCAGCAUAGCUAGUUUAAGGGUGUGUCCUUCUGGGAAAUGGGAGAAAGGGCAAGGGUGCUUGUUUGGGGUUGGGCAGAAUAUGAAUAUGGUAAACUCCAUUACACACAUCUGUAAGUAAUGCACUGACAUGCUAUUCAAGCAUUUAUAAUCAGUAAUAAUGUGGCUUUUGCCAGGUUUCUGUCUAGACAGCACCAUUUCCUUUUUACUGAAAGUAUGUUCCAUACAGUUCUUUGACGUAUGCUUGUGAGCAGGUCAAAAACCUCCUGAUAAUAUGUGCAAGAUAUAAAAUUGUGAAAAAAAAUUGACCAGGUAUAUUGACAGAACUAAAUAGGUAGGUUACAGAAUAUUCUGCUCAUAAAACAGGGGUAAUGACAGGACAUCUUUCCGUACCACCAUAGGGCUGUGUUGCACAUUUCCCCUUUCAAUGGAACCCUAAGGAAGGCAGGACAAAAAA
Gekko japonicus is the source of this 3531-nucleotide messenger RNA. RefSeq names its product YTH N(6)-methyladenosine RNA binding protein 2 (gene YTHDF2). The transcript has 3 exons. Gene Ontology annotation, molecular function: mRNA binding; N6-methyladenosine-containing RNA reader activity. Gene Ontology annotation, cellular component: cytoplasm. Bases 95 to 1687 code for a protein of 530 amino acids. Lineage: Eukaryota; Metazoa; Chordata; Lepidosauria; Squamata; Gekkonidae. Gene Ontology annotation, biological process: mRNA destabilization. The record is from RefSeq and is a predicted model, not a curated record.